Molecule: messenger RNA, 4264 nt
Organism: Salvelinus fontinalis (brook trout)
Lineage: Eukaryota; Metazoa; Chordata; Actinopteri; Salmoniformes; Salmonidae
Product: AP-1 complex subunit gamma-1-like
Exons: 23
Coding region: 315-2687 (790 amino acids)
Biological process (GO): Golgi to vacuole transport; intracellular protein transport; receptor-mediated endocytosis
Cellular component (GO): Golgi apparatus; AP-1 adaptor complex; membrane coat
Molecular function (GO): clathrin-cargo adaptor activity
Source: RefSeq, a predicted model, not a curated record
GUUCAAGGCUUGUCAGAGAUCCGAUUUCGGAAGUGAUGCUGCCAUUAUGUUUUUCAGAUUAAGUUUAUGGGUUUAGGUACUGUCGUACAUUAGGCGUCCAGCCAAUAUAAGCCGCCGAGUAGUUUUAGUUGCCCAUUAAUUUGUGAGGCAAGAGUUUAAUGAAUGUUGACAUCUCCGUUUAUUGAGCAAAGAAACCGGAUUGGUAUUUUUAUAGGGGCGUUUUCACUUUCUGAAGAGCUGUGGUUCCUCGUUUGCCAUCACAGCAUAAAAACAUCGUGUGUUGUGUGUGGCUAGGAGUGCUAGUUAGCAGAGCCAUGUCUCCUUCGGUGCGUCUGCAGGAGAUGAUCAGGGUGAUCAGAGGAGCCCGUACACAGGGUGAGGAGCGUGGUGUGAUCCAAAGAGAGUGUGCUGCCAUCCGGGCACAGUUCAGACAGGCUGACAAUGGGACCCGCUCUCACAACCUGGCAAAGCUGCUGUAUGUGCACAUGUUGGGCUACCCCGCCCACUUUGGUCAGAUGGAGUGUGUGCGUCUGAUUGCAAGCCCUCGGUACAAUGAGAAACGUGUUGGGUACUUGGGUGCCAUGAUGCUUCUAGACGAGAAACAGGAUGCCAGCCUGCUCAUCACUAACUCCAUCAAGAAUGACCUGUCCCACAGCAGUCAGUAUGUCCAGUCUCUGGCUCUGUGUACUCUGGCCUGUAUGGGCUCGGCUGAGAUGUGUCGAGACCUGGCCCCAGAGAUCGACCGCCUCCUCAGAGCCUCGAACUCCUACAUCAAGAAGAAGGCAGCUCUUUGUGCAGUACACAUGGUGAGAAAAGUACCAGAGCUAGGGGAGCUGUUCACCCCUGCAGCUCGAUCCCUGCUCUCUGAAAAGAACCACGGGGUGUUACAUGGAGCUGUGGUUCUGAUCACUGAGCUGUGUGAGCGCAACCCAGACACUCUAGAGCAGUUUCGUAAGGCGGUGCCGGAGCUGGUCCUGAUGAUGAAAGGCCUGGUGAUGUCGGGUUACUCUCCAGAACACAAUGUGGCUGGGAUCAGUGACCCAUUCCUGCAGGUGCGCAUUCUUAGGUUGCUGAGGAUCCUGGGGCGCAAUAAUGACACAGCCAGUGAUGCCAUGAAUGACCUGCUGGCCCAGGUGGCUACGAACACAGACAGCAGCAAGACCGCAGGCAGUGCUGUUUUGUAUGAAACGGUUCUCACUGUCAUGGACAUCAAAUCAGAAAGUGGCUUGAGGGUCUUGGCUGUGAACAUCCUGGGGAGAUUUCUUCUGAACAAUGAUAGGAACAUCCGGUAUAUCUCCAUGACUUCCCUUCAGAAAAUUGUUCAGACGGACCACAAUGCAGUGCAGCGUCACAGGGGGACCAUAGUGGACUGCCUGAAGGACCAGGAUGCUUCUGUCAAACGCCGGGCAUUGGAGCUUUCGCUGGCCCUGGUGUCAGCUGUCAACAUCCGCUCUCUGAUGAAGGAGCUUCUCCUCUUCCUCUCCAGCUGUCCUCCAGAGCUCCGAGCACACACCACCUCAGGCAUCUUCAACGCUGCAGAGAGGUAUGCUCCCUCUCAGCGCUGGCACAUUGACACCAUCCUGCAUGUCCUCACCACGGCAGGGGGUGAUGUGCGGGAUGAGACGGUGCCCAACCUGAUCCAGCUCAUCACCACCGCAACAGAACUUCACUGCUACACGGUCCACAAGCUGUACAGAGCCCUGAUUACAGACAUCUCAGUGCAAUCCCUGGUACAGGUUGCGUGCUGGUGUAUUGGGGAGUAUGGAGACCUGCUUCUGAGAGGAGAGUGUGAGGAGACAGAACCUGUUCAGGUGACAGAGGAUGAUGUCCUGGACGCCUUGGAAACGGUUCUACAGUCACAUAUGUCGUCGCCAGCAACCAGGGGCUUCGCUCUCACAGCAACCAUGAAACUCAGCACACGCAUAACACAUAACGUGGAUCGCAUUAGGAGCAUCGUCAGCAUCUAUGGCAGCUGUAUCGACGUGGAACUCCAGCAGAGAGCAGUGGAAUAUAACGCUCUCUUCAAGAAAUACGACCACAUGAGGGCUGCGGUGCUGGAGAGAAUGCCGGUGAUUGACAAAAGCUCUCCGGGACAUACCAAUGGAGAAUCAGCAGGGGGGACUAUCAAAGAGUUGGAGCCAACCAAACUGACACAGGAAAUAGUAUUUCCCCAGGAACCUUCUAAUCAGGUGUGUGAUCUGUUGGACCUGCUGGGUGGUUCUGGAGAGCCUUUCCAGCCCAGCCCGUCCCUGUCCAGCACAGCACCCGGCCCAGCUAGCAGCACGGCUGGUGGAGACCUACUGGACCUGCUGGGAGGCCUGGAUGUAACACCUGCACCACCUAGUGUUACAGUGUAUGAGAAGAACGGUGUGACGCUGAAACUACAGACUGACAGACAGACGGACACAGGGAUGACCGUUACCCUCACUGCCACCAACUCCACUGAUGGGGACAUCACUGGCCUCACCCUGCAAGCAGCAGUACCCAAGAGCGUCCAGUUACAGAUGAAGGCUCCGAGUGGUGACGUCAUCCCUGCGCAUGGCUUAGGUCAGGUGACCCAGACUGUGCUCCUCAACAACCCAAACAAGGUGAGUCUGAAGAUUAGGGUGCGUGUGUGCUACACCAGCCAGAGCUCUGUCUGCCAGGACACGGUGCAGAUCGACUCCUUCCCAAGCACUGCCUGGUAAUGACCGCUGCAAUCAACCUGUCCAUCAACACUGACACACAUCAGACAAUGUACGUGGAAGGAUCGACAGCUGACCAGGCCCAGGACUGGGGACCCAGUCUACCUAACAACUGCCUGUAAAUCAUAUAGAGGGGAUCCUCUGUCAAUCAACUAUUCCACACUACAACCUGAUGUUCUGUCAAUCCAGUUUUUUCAAAUUACUCUUAAUUAUGUUAUUUUUCUAAAUGGCUGACCCUCGUGAACUGUGGAAAUUGUCCCCCUACAGUUUGACAAGGAUUCAUGUAGAUGAACUCUCAAGAGACUCUGUCACCCUAAAAGCCAUUGUCACCAUUCUACCUUUUCAGCUCCUGUUCGGACUACUGGUAUUACAUUUCCCAUAGCAUAGGUUAACUAGCGGUAUUAAUGACACUACUGCACAUGGUACUAGCUUCGCUGUGUAUUUCCAGAGUUGCAGGUCAUCUGUGUCACAUCAAUCAAUAACAGUAAUAUGCAGCUGUCUGCCUGAGCCAGUGGUACUCUUCCAAUCAGAAGAUCAAUAAAUCCUGAGAACUGCAAUCAUGACUGUCCACAUGAAAGGGGUCUGUUGGGAUACAUUUUAAUUGAGAAGCUGGAAGUCUUGGCUCGUGCAACCUUGUAAACUAGUUAAACGCUUGACAACUUUUCUUUCACUCCAGGACCACUGACCUACUUACUAGUGUGGCUCACUGUUACAGUUCUCUGUAGUCUAUCUGAGCCACGUGAUCAGCAUCCAUUAACACUACGCCUUAUCUAUACUUACAUGCCUUCCGUUGGUGUGCUUUUCUCCCUACCUCUCUUUACCAUCUGCUUCUCUCUUCCCUUGUGCCUGUCACUCAGAACCCCCUUUUGGAGCUGAGGUAUUAUGGUGUAUGUGUAUAUUGUGUAUGUGUAUAUUGACCUUGAGGUGAGAGUUGCCGUGUUAUCUGUGAAUGAUAUAACUCCCCCAUAUCGCUGCAUCUUUGAAGCACCAGUGCCAGUCAGGCAGUCCUAACCAGUGUUUCCCCUGCCAUAGCUUUAGCUUACGGAGUUAUUUUUUUUAUGCCCAGGGAAAGUAAAUCUAGGGGAAAGACUGGCCCUGACCCCUGCCCUGCAUACACUACCCAACCUCUUUCAGCUAAAAAAAACUUUAAAAAAAAAGGCACAACAGGUGACUUAUGUUCUUAACACUAGGUAGUCUUGGGUUGUAUGAGAUUGCAAAUCUUGUUGCAAUACCAAAUAAUUUAUAUACAUUUACUGAUGCAAAUAGGAGAAGUUCCUCCACAAGGUUACAAAAGUAGUAAUACAUUAAUUUUGUAAUAUUCCGAACAUCUGGGCCUUAUUACCAGCUGCCCACGCAAUUGUUUGUAAGUAACUUGUAUUGAUAGAAAAUUGGUUUGUGGAUAUUAAUAACGGUAUGCUUUAAUGGGUUUCAGUGCAAAUAAACAACAGCCACCCUUUAGACCACUACCCUCAAAGGAACCAGAGGGAGAAAUGGAGACGGAAAGAGAAUUCGGUUUGUUGUGUGCAUUGCCUUCGACUCCCAUGUUGUGUCAUUUCUAAUUAAAGGUUAUCAAACCUUAA